Molecule: messenger RNA, 1594 nt
Organism: Melopsittacus undulatus (budgerigar)
Lineage: Eukaryota; Metazoa; Chordata; Aves; Psittaciformes; Psittaculidae
Gene: TBC1D20
Product: TBC1 domain family member 20
Exons: 8
Coding region: 1-1170 (389 amino acids)
Biological process (GO): positive regulation of GTPase activity; endoplasmic reticulum to Golgi vesicle-mediated transport
Cellular component (GO): endoplasmic reticulum membrane
Molecular function (GO): GTPase activator activity
Source: RefSeq, a predicted model, not a curated record
AUGGCCCGGCGGAGCCCGCCGCGCAGCGGGGGCGGCGGACACGACUUUGAUGCCAGGAAGAAAAAGAAAGUGGCUGAGAUCUACCAGGCCCUCAGCAGUGACCCCAUCGACGUGGCCACGCUGCGGCGGAUGGCGAUCAGCGAGGGGGGGCUCCUGACCGACGAGAUCCGCUGCAAAGUGUGGCCGAAGCUGCUCAGUGUGAACACAGAGGACCUGCCCCCCCUGCCAGGAAAGGAGCUGCGGGAGGACAAUAAGGAUUACCAGCAAGUGCUCCUGGAUGUGCGACGAUCCCUGCGCCGGUUCCCACCAGGAAUGCCGGAUGACCAGCGGGAAGGUUUGCAGGAGGAGCUCAUCGAUAUCAUCCUGCACGUCCUGAAGCGCAACCCGCAGCUGCACUACUACCAGGGCUACCACGACAUCGUGGUCACCUUCCUGCUGGUGGUGGGGGACAGGCUGGCCACGGCACUGGUGGAGAAGCUCUCAACGCAUCAUCUCAGGGAUUUUAUGGACCCAACGAUGGAUAAUACCAAGCACAUUUUAAAUUACCUGAUGCCCAUCAUAGACCAGGUGAACCCUAAGGUGCAUGACUUCAUGCAGAGUGCGGAGGUGGGCACCAUCUUUGCUCUCAGCUGGUUGAUCACCUGGUUUGGGCACGUCCUGUCCGACUUCAGGCACGUGGUGCGAUUGUAUGACUUCUUCCUGGCCUGCCAUCCCCUGAUGCCCAUUUACUUCGCUGCUGUGAUCGUGCUGUACCGCGAGCGGGAGGUUCUAGACUGCGAGUGCGACAUGGCCUCUGUGCAUCACCUCCUAUCCCAGAUCCCACAGGACCUUCCCUAUGAGACCCUCAUCAGCAGAGCCGGGGACCUCUUUGUCCAGUUCCCACCCUCGGAGCUGGCCCGGGAGGCAGCCCAGAGAACCGCAGCAUCCACGUUUAAGGACUUUGAGCUGGCCUCAGUGCAGCAGAGACCGGACACGGUGCUGAGGCAGCGCUACCGGCAGCGCCUGCACACCGAGGACAGGACGGACUCCAUCCUGGCCAAGCCCAGGACCAACCGCUUUGUCAAGCUGGCAGUCAUGGGGCUGACGGUCGCGCUGGGAGCCGCUGCCCUGGCCGUGGUCAAGAGUGCCCUGGAGUGGGCCCCUAAGUUUGAGCUGCAGAUCUUCCCCUGAUGCCCCAGGAAGGGCUUGGCCCUGGCCCCAUUGCCGCACGCACCCCAUGGUGCUUGGAGCAAGGACGUGGCUGGAAGUGACCUGUCCAUGACUGGGUUUAUCAUUGCUGCAUCCAGGGAUGCUCUUGGCCUUGCAGCGGAGACCGAGGGGAGCCAGUCCGGCAGGAUUGGACCCCACAGUGAUGCUCACCCUGUUCUCUCCUCCCCGGGCAGGGCUGAGCACGCAGGCGCUGCCACCACCUCGUGAGGAAGAGGAGUUGGGAUGAGUCUGGCUCUUGAGGCUGCACCCAGGUGACUGUGGGGCAGGGAGCAGUGUGGGAGCUAUCCCAGAAUGAUCCCUGUGGGGUAAUGAGGUGGGAGCAAGGCCAGAUCCUCGCCUGGAGCAGAGUCUCACUUGGCUGGGGGGGGGUUACACUCCUGAGGCA